Geodia barretti is the source of this 807-nucleotide messenger RNA. Lineage: Eukaryota; Metazoa; Porifera; Demospongiae; Tetractinellida; Geodiidae. The record is from the annotation of a GenBank genome assembly.
AUGACCACGUACAAGCUACUGCUUGAAUAUGACGGGACAAUGUAUGCCGGAUGGCAACGGCAACCCGACCAACCUACCAUCCAAGCGGCGCUUGAAGCCGCGUUGCUCCAAAUUACCCGAUCCUCUAUCUCGACGAUAGCGGCAAGUCGAACGGACGCGGGCGUUCACGCCCUCGGACAGGUCGUCGGUUUUCAAUCGGAGAGACCGUUACUGCCCCAUGAGUGGACUCGCGCCUUGAACGGAGUGCUCCCGAAAAACAUCAGCGUACGCCAGACGGAGGUCGCGGCCGAGGACUUUCAUGCACGGUACGACGCGCACUCCAAAACGUACGAAUAUCGAAUUCUCAAUCAACCGACACGGCCGGCGUUGGAUCGUCUCCGUGUUUGGCAGAUUGCCAAACCCCUUGACGUGAACCUCAUGCGCGAUGCCUCACGUCACGUCCUGGGGCAACACGACUGCACGUCGUUUCAAGGGCCGGCUGCCGGCACGAAAAAUCCCGUCUGUACGAUCGAGCGGAUUGACUGUUUACACGACGGCCCAUUGAUUCGUUUCACGAUACAGGCCGACCGGUUCUUGAAACAAAUGGUUCGGGCAUUAGUCGGGACCCUGGUCGAAAUCGGUCAUGGGAAAAGGGGGCCUGAUGCGUUGAUGACCAUCCUCGAAGCCAGGGAUCGCCGAAGGCGGUCCCACGGCGCCCCCUCAGGGGCUCUACCUUCUUCGCGUCCAUUACAAAACGGAAGAGUUGUAAGCCGGCGCUCAAUGCCCGGCCGCCUUCGUCAUCCCUGUAAAGGUUCAGUCAUUCGUUGA